AUGGAAAGUGACUUGCCUGAUUCUAUUUUAUCCUUUAUCUUUAACAAGUUAUCUUUUAAGGAUCGUGUCAAAACUUUCCUAUUGUCCAAGCACUGGCUUCACGAAUGGAGAUUUUCAUCAACAACACACCUCAAUUUUGAUCUCUAUAACACACCGGCAACAGACAAAUCUCAAUUUACAGCAAGAUUGGAUCAGUUCAUGCUUCAUUAUGAACACGCUACAAUCAGUUCAAUUCGAGUAAAAUUUCCAUUGGGUUAUGAACACAAUUGUGUUGGACGGAAUUCAUCACGAUUUCUCAAAAUUGAUCCCAAUUCAAAGUUGCGUCAUUUGAACAUGAUUGAUUGCGGCUCUGAGAUAUCAGCUCCGUAUAUGAUAUAUAUUGAUGCUAAGAAUCUCUCGUCUUUUGAAUAUAGUGGUGUCAUCACUAGGAAAAUUUCUGUUAUGGCACCAAAGUUAUUGGAGAUUUUUUUGAAUGCUUCUGUAAAACACAAAUACAGUGGUCAUACUACAACAGCACCAAAGUUAUUGAAGGUUUUUUGGAAUGCAGCCGCCGCGCUACUGGAGGUUUUAACAUCAUGGUUGUAUGUGGGUUUUAGGAGCUAUGGUUUCUACUACACAUUUGCUAUGGUUUCUACUAUUGACUAUCUAGGCUUCUUUCAAUUUAUUGAUUCAUAG
Molecule: messenger RNA, 675 nt
Organism: Lathyrus oleraceus (garden pea)
Lineage: Eukaryota; Viridiplantae; Streptophyta; Magnoliopsida; Fabales; Fabaceae
Product: putative F-box/FBD/LRR-repeat protein At1g66300
Exons: 3
Coding region: 1-675 (224 amino acids)
Molecular function (GO): protein binding
Source: RefSeq, a predicted model, not a curated record